Salvia miltiorrhiza (redroot sage) is the source of this 6758-nucleotide messenger RNA. Its product is annotated as chromatin modification-related protein EAF1 B-like. Gene Ontology annotation, cellular component: NuA4 histone acetyltransferase complex. The record is from RefSeq and is a predicted model, not a curated record. The transcript is spliced from 23 exons. Lineage: Eukaryota; Viridiplantae; Streptophyta; Magnoliopsida; Lamiales; Lamiaceae. The coding region runs from base 391 to 4656 and encodes 1421 amino acids.
GAAGGCAUUUUUAGAGAGAGAAAGUUUCGGGGAACCAACGAGCACGAAGGGGGACGAGCCUGCAGCAUCAUUUCAAAUCAAAAUCACACGCAGUUACACGCACUGACCUAUACAUACACGUAUUCGUAUGUAUACGUUCAUCUUCGUUGCCAUGCUGUAGCGGGAAUGCUCUCAUAGAGUCGGGUGCUGUAGGGCAAAAUAUGCAAUCAUUGCUUUGAGUUGAGGUACCUUGUGCUAUCAGAAGCAAAACCCUAGGAGCUGAGGGGGAAUUUGCGGGGGCCUAUCUCUUGAGCCCCAAGCUGCAAUUUGUUCGUGGCCAAUCGCAAUUGAGGAGUUUGCUUUUAGUUUUGAGUUCAUGGAGGCAGUAAUUUGUAGCUUUUGAACUGGGGGAUGCAUGGAUGCAACUCACCGUCUGUUCCCUUAGUAAAUGCCGAAGUUGAGUCUAUGGGAGGAGUUGUGGAAGGCGGAGUUGGUAUUGCUCACAAAACUUCUCCCAGACGAGCAGCAAUUGAAAGGAUCCAAGGAGAGCUCAGGCAAGAGUAUAAUGUUCGGGAUAAAACAAAAAGAGAAUUGGAAUUUCUUGAAAAAGGUGGAAAUCCCUUAGAUUUACUUAAGCCUGGAGAUGCUGCUUCUGUUAGUGUCCAGUCAACUUCAUUCACCAAUCAACAUCAGGAUCACUUUGUUACCAGUGAAGCAAAAGGCAGUUUUGCAUUCACUGCAUCGCCCCAUGGAGACUCUGUGGAGAGUAGUGGUAGACUUGGGGCAAAUCCUUGUGAACCCAAUAGUGCUGAUAACCUCAUGCUAUUUGAUGGUGAGCAUGAGUGUUCUGAGGGUGAUAAGAUUUCAUUACAUCCUAGUAGGAGUAAAAUUGUGCUACCAGAAAAGUUAUCUCAGAUGGAUGGGAGUCAUAGGACUCGGGAACAUGGUGAAUCAGCUGCUUUUAGUGUACCUAGAAAAGCGUAUAAGAGAAGGAAUAGAUCCCGUCCAAAUCGCGAUGGGAUUAGGUUAAGUUCAGUUGAUGUAAAUACAACUCAUGGCAGUGAUGGCUCUUCUCUACCUUCUCGCCAUGGCAAGGAGCUUAAAGGACAAAUAUCUGAUGCAGAUAAUCGUAAUAUUUCAAUAAAUUGUGAUUCAAAGCCUAUAUGUGCUAAAGAUGGUGGCAAGACUGGACCGGUGGAGACAAAACAGGACAUGGAGUUAGGUGAUGGAAAGGCUGUAGAGUCAUCUAAAAAUCUGCUUGAAUGUGUUCAUGUGGAGGCUGCAUCAGAUGCUAUUGCUUCUGAGAUCCGUCUGGAUGAUCAAUGUAAUCAACAAUCACACUCAGGUGCUCUAGAGACUCCCAUUCAAAUGACUUUUGAUGGAUCUGAGGCCAUACAGACAACUGAAGAGAUGAGUUCUGCAGUUAAUGAGUGUCAGCAUAUUGAGUCUGCCAAUAAAAUUGAUAAUAAUGAAUCUAGUUCCUGUCCAAUCAAUGGCAUCAGCAGCGAAAAGGAUGGAACAAAAUAUGAUGCUCAUAACACGACUGACAUGAAGGUUUUGGAUUCUGCAUCAUCUUGUGCACUAACCAACAAAAGUAUUGAUGGAAACAAUGAUGGUGAUAUGUGUAAGAAAAUUACAAAUGCCGAUGUAAAUGGGCUGAUCAAAGAUCAGACCUUACCCUCAAAUGGGACGCCAUUCGUAGAAAGUGAUGAGCUUGUAAUUGAAAAGAGACAUACAAGGGAUGUUGGUGGUUGUGCUCUUGACAACCCGGAGAGCUCCUCAGCAUGUCUAAUGCAGCAAGAGAAUGGCUUUAAGCAGAAACAUGAUGAAGAAUUAAAUGAUAGUGGAUCUGCUAUGAAGAGUGAGGUGAAGAAUCAAAUUGUUAAUGAAGUGAUGGAACCUUUUGAACCAAGGGGGUUAGAAUCAGGAAUAAAAACUGAUCCUGCUUUGAAUGACAAUCUUGGACCACGUAAUGAAAUUCCAUGUGCUGUUAAGAAUCAAAAUUCUAUUGAUACUUCAACUUCUGAUUUCCCAAAUGGUGGAUCUUUGACUAAGAAUUCUACUAUUUCCCUUGAGGCUCAAACUUCUUCCUGUUCGAACUCAAAACUACAGCCAGAAAUUGAUGAAGAUUCAAUCUUGAAAGAAGCACAGAUUAUUGAGGCAAAACGAAAGAGGAUUGCACAAUUAUCUGCUAUGACUUCUGUGAGAAAAAUACGUCCAAAAUCUCAUUGGGAUUAUGUGCUUGAAGAGAUGGCAUGGUUGGCAAAUGAUUUUGCUCAGGAGCGUGUUUGGAAAAUAGCUGCUGCGGCCCAAAUAAGUUCUCGAGCUGCUUUUGCUUGUCGGUUGAGAAAACAUGAGAACAAUUCUGGUAUGGAGGCAAAAAAAGUUGCUCAUACCUUGGCAAAAUCUAUCAUGGAGUUCUGGCAUUCGGUUGAGGCAAAGACCAUAUUACCUGAGCAAGAAAGUCAAAAGGAUGACACCCUUCCUGUUAAGGCUUAUGCAGUGAGAUUUUUGAAACAUAACAAUUUCAACUUGAUUGAUAACCAAGCUGAGGUACCACCGACUCCAGAUAGAGUAUCUGACACGGGGAUCCUUGACCUCUCAUGGGAAGAUAAUUUAACAGAAGAGAAUCUCUUCUAUGCAGUCCCUGCUGGGGCCAUGGAGACCUAUAAACUCUCAAUAGUAUCACAAUUUACACCGUGUGAGAACUUAGGAAACACUGUUCAAGAGGAAGUGGAAACAUCUGCAUGUGAUGCCACCGAAGACUUUGAGUCUCAAGAUACUGCAUAUGAUGAGGGUGAGGGGGACAUAAGCCCAUAUAGCAUGCCAAUGGCCUUUGAUAAGUCCUCAAGAUUUGGCCAAAAGAAGCGUAAACACUUCAUACAUGCUUAUGGGGUGAGAUCGUAUGAUGUAAGCUCCGACAUAUUGCCAAUGCAAUAUGCUGAAAAUAAAGUUGCCAAUCAACCAACUGCUUUAAUGGUGAAGCGGCCAGGUGGCAGUCUUAAUGUGUCGAUCCCAACAAAACGUGUUCGGACUGCUUCCAGGAGAGUUAUCAGCCCAUUUAGUGCAGGAACCUCUGGAUGCAUUCAGGUACCUAAUAAAACAGAUGCUUCGAGUGGCGAUACCAAUUCAUUUCAGGAUGAUCAGUCGACUCUGCAUGGUGGAUCAUUUGUUCCAAAUAGCUUGGAAGUUGAGUCAGGUGCGGACUUCAAUAAGCAUUUACCAUUUCACUCGGCAGAAAUCGUGACAAAACAUAAGAAGAAGAAGAAACCCAAGCAUCUGAAUGCUUCUUAUGAACCAAGAUGGCAGGUUGAUACUACCUUCCAAAUAGAGCAGUUUCACAGGGAUAACUUAAAGAGAAGUCAUCAACUUGAGUCUAAUGGCAACAGUGGUUUAUUUGGUCAACCCAUGAUAAAGAAGCCGAAGAUUAUGCGUCCAUCACAAGAUAAUUCUUUUGAGAAUAUUGCUCCUGGUGCUGGUUCUGCUCCUUCUCCAGCAACCUCCCAAAUGAGUAACAUGUCUAAUCCAAAUAAAUUUAUUAAAAUGCUUGGUGGUCGGGAUAGGGGUAGAAAGCCCAAGAUUCUGAAGAUGCCUACUGGACAAUUGGGUUCAGGAAGUCCAUGGACUCUCUUUGAGGACCAGGCACUUGUUGUCCUGGCACAUGACUUGGGCCCAAACUGGGAGCUUGUUAGCGAUGCUAUCAACAGUACUCUGCAGUUCAAGUGCAUAUUUCGCAAAGCUAAGGAAUGCAAGGAGCGCCACAAUUAUUUGAUGGAUAGAACUUCUGGUGAUGGAGCAGAUAGUGCUGAAGACUCGGGGUCCUCUCAACCUUAUUCUUCUACAUUGCCUGGCAUUCCCAAGGGAAGCGCCAGACAGUUGUUUCAGCGUUUGCAGGGGCCAAUGGAAGAAGAAACCCUCAAAUCUCAUUUUGAAAAAAUCAUCAUUAUUGGGCAGAAACAACAAUACCGUAAAAACCAGAAUGAUAAUCAGGACCCCAAACAACUCCAGCAACCUCAUGGCUCUCAUACAGUUGCCCUGUCCCAAGUUUGCCCAAACAACCUAAAUGGAGGCCCUGUUCUCACCCCUCUGGAUAUCUGUGAUGCCCCUAUUACUGGCCCAGACAUACUUCCUAUUGGUUAUCAAGGGCCACAUACUGGUGGAUUAGCCAUUGCGAAUCAGGGUCCUGUGACUGCAAUGCACCCUGCAUCUGGUGCCGGUUCUGCACUGCAAGGAUCGCCAAAUAUGAUGCUUGGCAACAACUUCUCAUCUUCACCAGGCUCUAUGAGGGAUGCUAGAUAUGUUGUUCCUAGACCUGCUUCAGCCGACGAACAGCAGAGAAUGCAGCAGUAUAACCACAUGAUGACUAAUAGGAAUGUGCCGCAGCCCAACCUUUCUCCUUCUGGAGCUCUUCCAGGAGCUGAUCGUGGUGUCCGUUUACUUCCUGGUGGCAAUGGCAUGGGUUUAGCCAGUGGUGUUAAUAGAAGCAUGCCAAUGGCAAGGCCUGGGUUCCAAGGCAUUGCUUCACCAUCUAUGGUUACUGGGAGUAUGGUUUCCCCUAGUAUAUCAUCAGCAAAUAUGCACUCUGGAGUUGGCUCUGGUCAAGGAAGCUCCAUGUUGAGACCUCGUGAACCUAUGCACAUGAUGCGGAUAAUUAUGUGGUCUUGUAGCCUGGCCUGAGUCAGGAUUCGCAGAGGCAAAUGAUGGCGCCUGAGCUUCAGAUGCAGGCCUCACCAGGAAACAGCCAAGCUCACUUUGGUGGAUUGAGUUCGGCAUUCCCUAACCAGACCGUGUCUCCACCAGUGUCCUCGUACCCUCUCCAUCAUCAGCCGACCCAUCCAAUAUCACCUCAGCCUCAAGUCCUUGGUCCUCAUCACCCACAUUUUCAAGGACCACCUAAUCAUUCCCCAAAUCCUCAACAACAAGCCUAUGCAGUGCGCUUGGCUAAAGAGAGACAACAUCGUCUUCUGCAACAGCAGCAGCACCCAGUACAGCCACAGCAGCCACAAUUUGCUGCAUCUAGUUCUUUGAUGCCACAUGUACAGUCACAGUCACCUACAGUACAAAACAGUUCACAAGUUCAACCUCAAACAGCUACACCACCGGUAUCACUUUCCCCGUUGGCAUCAGUUUCAUCAGUGCCCCAGCAUCAGCAGAAGCAUCAAGUACCAGGUCAAGGAGGCGUACGGAAUGCACAAGCUGGUGGGAGUGGGCUAGCUAAUCAAACUGGGAAGCAACGGCAAAGGCAGCAACAACAGCUUUCGCAAGCUAACAGGCAACAUCCUCAGCAGCGGCAGCAGUCACAAGCUCAACAGCCAGCUAAGGUUGCAAAAGGGGUUGGGAGAGGUAGCCUGAUGAUGCAUCAGAACAUCCCAGUUGAUCAUUCGUUAGGAAAUGGGGUUUCCACAAGUCCCGGGAAUCAGAGUUCUGAUAAAGGAGAUGCAUCCGCUCAUUUAAUGUCAAGUCAGGGCUCAUUUGCCAAUUCUGCACUGAAUACUGUGCAGCCAACAGGUCAAUAUGCGUCUCCACGGCCACCUAACCAGUCCCUUACGCAGCAAAAGAAUUAUCCUGGCCAAGCUGCCUCAUCAACCAAGCAUCUAUAUCAAAUGCCUUCUCAGCCUGAUAGUAGUAGUCAAGGUAAUGUUCCAGCUGUGCCUUCGGCCCUGUCGGGUUCAAACCACCAGCAGACAUUAUCCCACCAGAAGUUAGUGAAUCAAAACCAAUCUACUCUUCAAAGACUGCAGCCAAAUCGCCAGAUAAAUUCUGAUCCAGCAAAAUCACAAGCAGUAAAUUCAGACGCUGACCAGCAUCCAACAAGCAGUUCUACUGAUAUGGUUGCCACGACAACAUUACCUCAGACCACUAGUAAUACAACUAAUGUGGCAAAGGUUGUCUCUUCAGCCAAUGCUCAUCAACCAACAUUGGAUGGGCAUGCAACAAAUAUGAGUCGCACAGUGUCAAUGCCAGCAAAUGCUGUUGAGUCUGCUACUCAGGUUGGCCAAGAGCUUGGCCAGAGACCACUGGCCACCAUGCCUUCUAAUAAACACGAUGUUAGUGCACACUUCCAGCAGCAGCAUCAGCAGUCGUCACAACUUCCACAUCCUAAUUCACCAGUGUCCCAGCAGCCCCUUCAUUCUCAGCAGGGGCAGCUUCUUCAAACAGGUAAAGGCAAUUUGUAUGGUCGGCCUGGUGACCAUAGUGUGGAAUGAAGAUGAGCCAAAAGAUUGUGCGGUGAUGAUAAUGCUGUUCAUGUCUGGUUGGCAUACUCUUACACACCAGUGUACAGUGUAGCUUGCGCUUGUGGUUCUGUAAGGGCACGGAGGAAAACUGACACGGUAAUCAAAUUCAAGAGCUCUACAAACAGUGAGACACGAGGCUGCUCAAAUUUUUGGGAACAAUGUAUAUUAGAAGUGCCCGUAGGGCUUCGGGAAGAUGGAGACGAAUAGUAGAGGUAGGUGUACAGAGUCUCGUCUCUCGUUUUGUUACCUUUUUUUCUUAUGCCCCUUUAUGUUAUUGUGGUGAGGUAGGGUAGGGGCCAUAAAUUGUUUUGAGCGAGUGAUGCAUUGUUGCCCCAUAGGGCGGGCCGUCGUCAUUGUUAUGGCCGAAGGCUAUGGGAAUAUUUUGUGAAUAUUAAUUAGUGUUGUUGUGUAUAAAACACACUCUAGUCAACAUUCCUUCAAAUAGUGGUCCAUGCAUCAUCCCCUGUAUAUUGCUGUUGUAAUUUGUCCCAAGAUUUGAACAAUGAGGAAAUCAAAAGAUAUGCCCAGGCUCUUUUCUUACUA